AUGGAGGAAUCCUCUUCAUCUUUGAGAAUGACUUAUAACAAACCCCCUCUUUCUGGAGCCAGCACAGAGGGCAACAAUGAAUCUGCAGCAGAACAAAGUGAGGACGACUUGGAAGAUGAACCGAAGCCCCUGGAUCACUACAUACGGGAGGGGUUGAAACAACUGCAUCAGGAGCAGCUGCUCUGCGAUACCACCAUUGUGGCCGGGGGUGAGCGGUUCCCAUGUCACAGGAUGCUCCUCGCGGCCGUCAAUCCAUACUUCCGAGCCAUGUUCUCCAGCCCCUUCCGAGAGUCACAGGAAGGCGAGGUUCUACUGAAGGAGAUGGAUCCUGCCGUUCUCCAAACGGUGGUGAACUAUUGCUACACGGAGGAGAUCGCGCUCUUGCCGGAGAUGGCUCAAGACAUCUUUGUGGCCGCCAGCAGGCUCCAGAUCCUCCCACUGCUAGAAAGCUGUUCCAGGUUUCUCUUAGAACGGAUUUCCGUGGAGAACUGCCUAUGCCUGUAUGAACUGGGCUACGCACACAACGAUCCAGCUCUCUUUCAGCAAGCCAAGAGCCUGGUGGUCAUGCAUUUCAAGCGGCUCUCCCUGGAAGACAAAAGUUUCCUCAACUUGAACCCCAGCACGGUGGUCAGCAUCAUCUCCUUGGAUAGCCUGUCGGUCGCUUCGGAGCUCGUGGUCUACAAGGCCGUGUGGCGGUGGGUGACAGCCCAAGGGACCAGCCGUCUCUCAUUCCUCGGGCAGCUGCUGAGUUGCGUCCGCCUCCCGCUGCUGACCCAAGAAGAGCUGAAGGAGGUCCAGUCGGAGUCGAUAGGCUUCCGGGACCUCCGUCUGAGGUGGAAGCGCCUCAACCGGCAAGAGAGGCUACAGGAGAGCGGCGGCUUGAGGCGAGGCAUGUACAACACCUGCAUUGUGUGCGUGGACCUCUUCAAUAUGGAGGGGCCCGAGCUGAAAACCAAGGAUUUUCAGGUGGCCUGUUUUGACCCGCAGACGGAGACGUGGGAAAAGCUGCCCCUUCUGAAAUGCUUCUACUGCGCCCGUUGCGUGGCUGUGGGGGACAAGCUGUACGUCACGGGCGGAGUCCACACAGACGACACGUACUCGAACACUUUGCACGAGUACAGCCCCUUGAGGAACCAAUGGGCCCGACUCCCGUCCAUGUCUGUGGCCCGGGCGUCCCACGGGUUCCUGGCUUGGGGUCAGAAGCUCUUUGCCGUGGGGGGCUGGUGCAGAUACGAGGAUUACCUCGACACAGCCGAGAGCUUCGACUUGACGGAGAGGUGCUGGAGGCCCAUCGCCAGGAUGCCCUUCUCCCUCAGCCACUUCGCCUCGGUGGUUUUAAACAACAGGCUGUACCUGAUUGGCGGGGUCACGGAUUCCGUGGGCUCGUGGUAUGCCUCCCGGAAGAUCCUGAUCUACGAUAUCGGCACGGAUCUGUGGAGCCAAGUGUUCCUGGAUAACGAGUGCUACUGGUCUGGUGCCGUGGCCAUGAGCAACGGGAUCUACGUGCUCGGGGGUUAUAUCCGGAGGAGACUGAGGCCGCACAAUGAGCGGUGGCCCGGCUCGGGAAACCUGCACUGCACUCGGAAGUGCUUCUACCUGCGGGAAGACGGGAAGGUGGACAAGAAUGUCCACAUUCCCCGGCUGCCGAUCGAGCUGGCGGGAGCCGCCGUGGUGCGCUGGAAGCAUCGGAUCUAUGUCCUGGGAGGAGAAAAUACGUAUUUGUACAAUGACCUCGAAGGCGAGGCUGAGGAAUAUUACAACACCGUUUACUACUGGGAGCCGGGGGACAGCAAGUGGACGCUGUGUAAAGAUCGGCUACCUUAUACCGGCUGGGGACUCAGCGGCUUUGGAUGCACGACGAUGAAGUUCCCCAAAAAGCCCAUCCUGGAGCUUUUCCGAAAGACAUCGGUGGCCUUGACAGCCAUGGAAGUCGUGAAGCCCUAG
Euleptes europaea (tarantolino) is the source of this 1944-nucleotide messenger RNA. RefSeq names its product kelch-like protein 21. The coding region runs from base 1 to 1944 and encodes 647 amino acids. The record is from RefSeq and is a predicted model, not a curated record. The transcript is spliced from 5 exons. Gene Ontology annotation, molecular function: protein binding. Lineage: Eukaryota; Metazoa; Chordata; Lepidosauria; Squamata; Sphaerodactylidae.